CUCAAGUAUCACAGGAGAUAAUGUGAUUUACAGCCAUCACUUAUUAAUACCAGGCAUAUAACAUCCCGCCAACGUGUGCUGCUACUGCUCGUGCCUCCAUCUACAUGUUAUGUGUGAUCAUGUAUACAGCGGUCUGACUUCAAAGCCGCUGCUGAAAUUGAUUCCUGACACUGUUUUCAUCUUUCGCUUUAGGUGAACAUCUUUGCAGACCCUUCUGGUAGCACUGGGGUUAAGGGCAAGUAAAGCAUUUCCUUCUAUUGUCAAUUGAACGGAGCCAUAGAUCCCUCCUGUAUGGGUCCUCCCCUUUCCUCCUCUCCUCUCACUCUCCGUUCUUGUGGCUGCUGCUACUCUCACUCUCUCCGACUGCAUAGAGUGGAUCUUGUGAUGUCUCUAAGGAACUUUGCUGCAGAACAACAUCCUCUCACUAUGGUUUCCCAGCUGUCGGAAUUGCCCGAAUAGACACCCACCACUGUUCUACAUGACUGAAGAGGAACUAGCAAAGUAAAGACUGAAAUCAAUGAAAUAAAGCUUUUAUGUUACGAUAUACUGUACUUAGAAGAUGGAAGACACCUGUAAGCUUUGACUGUGAAGGUGAACGCAACAUCAUUAACAGAUGGCAUCAGAAGGGGCGAACCGGGACUGAGGUUCGGGCACAAGAGUGGUGCCAGCGGAGCAGUGGACUUGACUGUUCCCUCAAGCACAGCCCUUACACAACCUACCCCUAUGGAGUUCCAUGUAAUCCACCAUAUUAACUCGCGGCCGGAUGCUGCUCUUCUCAACAUGAAACCGUCCCAGCAAGUUCUCUUUCCUACCAUCACCGCACAGCAGCAUAUGGAGCACAAGCUUAGGCCAAACAUGGAUUGUCGGAAUUCGGAUCAUGGACGUCAGGACCAAAGUCUCAGGCAGCUGGUGAACAAGGACAAAAGCAAAUGCAGUGCCAACGCCAGCCCAGCAGUGAAACAGAAACUGUUACAGAUGAUCCGAAACAAGCAGCAAGUAGCUCCAGACCGCAAUAAUGCUCCCAACCACAGCACCUCCGCCAUUACUUACAGAGCGCCUGAGAUAACGGAGAAGAAUAACCAUCUUCCCACUAUCCCCAAUAAUUUCAUUCCCCAGGCUGUACCCAGCGCUUGUAGCACGUCUGAACAUGGUCUUCCUCUCAGGAGAACAGCCUCUGAGCCAAACUUGAAGUGGCCUGUCAGACCCAAGAAGUCUGGGGAGAGGAGGAAGAACCCACUCAUGCGCAAGGAAAGUGCUCCACCAGCAGUUAGAAGAAGACCCCCAGAGACUCAGGAUUCAUCCCCCAGUAGUAGCAGCACUCCUGUCUCUGGCUGCAGCUCUCCGAAUGAUAGUCUGACAGCCGAAAAUGGAAGCAUGUCCUCUCUAUCUGCUGCUAGUUCAGAGGGUCUGAUCCCCAGAGUAAUGUACAUGCCUGGUAUUGAUGAUGGUACAAAUUCCCUGGCUGCUCGUAUUCAGCCCCUCAUCAUCCUGGAGCCCUCUGGUGCACACACUCCUAUGGUUGCAGUCCAAGGCCUGAGUUCCAUGCCCUUGCAGUUCACCCACUCUCUUAUCAGCACUGACCAUUUAUCUGCUACGGGACACAGAACUUUAAGUCGGACACGUUCUGAGCCACUUCCUCAAAAUCCCAAGACGCUCCAGCAGCAACUACUUUUCCAGCAGCAGUAUGCAGCAUAUCCCAAUUAUGCAAAAUGGGGGAAUAAGCGCCAACAAAAAACAAGUGAAAAACCAAGAUUAAGCCAGAUCCCGUCAGAAGAAAUGGAUGACAGUGUUCCUGUAAAUGAGAGGCCUACAGAAAUGGGAGGCAACCCUUCUCGCGUCCGAAUGGAGGCGCUGCGAGUUGCCCCAUCUGAAGCACAUGGAAACAGCCAGCCAGUGGUCCAGCAGCACUUCUUUCCACAGAGCUACGUCUGGGAGGCCGCCCACCAACUCACGCCCCAUGUGAAAAGAGCCCCCCUGGAUACUCUGAUGAUUCCACUAGUGUCCGGAGCACACCGCCCUCUCUCCCGCGCAAAGUCUUCUCCAGCUUCAGCUUCUCUCCCUACUCAAGACCCCUCAUCUAAAACCAUGACCCUCUCAGUGCCAGAACAAGCUGACAAACCGCGCUUCACCACAGGAAUCGUAUAUGACUCGGUAAUGUUAAAGCACCAGUGCACCUGUGGAGACAACAGCAACCACCCAGAGCAUGCUGGGAGAAUCCAGAGCAUCUGGUCGCGCUUACAGGAGAGGGGAUUACGGAACAGUUGUGAAUGUAUACGUGGCAGGAAAGCGACCUUAGAAGAGCUCCAGUCUGUACACACAGAGACUCAUGUUCUUCUCUACGGCACCAAUCCUCACAAUAGACUCAAACUGGACAAUCGCAAACUUGCAGGCAUUCUGUCGCAGAGGAUGUUUGUCAUGCUUCCAUGUGGAGGGCUUGGGGUGGAUAGUGAUACCAUCUGGAACGAUCACCAUUCCUCCAAUGCCGCUCGCUGGGCUGCGGGUAGCAUUAUAGAACUUGCAUUUAAAGUUGUUACCGGAGAACUGAAGAAUGGAUUUGCCUUGGUGAGGCCCCCAGGACAUCAUGCGGAUCCUUCCACCGCCAUGGGGUUCUGUUUCUUCAAUUCUGUAGCCAUCGCAGCUAAGCAACUGCAGCACAGACAAGAUGUAAGGAAGAUUCUUAUUGUGGACUGGGACGUUCACCACGGCAACGGCACCCAACGAGUAUUUUACCGAGAUCCCAAUGUUUUGUACAUCUCCCUCCAUCGACACGAUGAUGGUAACUUCUUUCCUGGGAGUGGAGCCGCCGAUGAGGUUGGUGCCAGUAGUGGAGAGGGCUUCAAUGUGAAUGUUGCCUGGGCAGGAGGUUUGGAUCCCCCUAUGGGCGAUGCAGAGUAUCUUGCAGCCUUCAGGACCGUGGUGAUGCCAAUUGCUCAUGAGUUUUCACCAGAUGUGGUCUUGGUUUCUGCUGGAUUUGAUGCAGCCGAAGGACAUCCAGCUCCUCUUGGAGGAUACAAAGUAACAGCUAAGUGUUUUGGUCACAUGACACGUCAGCUGAUGAGCCUGGCUGGGGGCCGUGUCGUGCUUGCCCUAGAAGGUGGCCAUGACUUGACCUCAAUAUGUGAUGCAUCUGAAGCCUGUGUAUCUGCUUUACUUGGCAAUGAGAUUGAUCCCAUCCCUGAAGAAACGUUAAGGCAGCGACCAAAUCAGAAUGCUGUGCGGUCACUAGAAACUGUCAUUCAAGUCCAAAGUAAAUACUGGAACUCUGUUAAACGUUUUGCAUCUAAGGUGGGAUACUCACUUCUGGAAGCUCAAAAACAUGACCGGGAUGAAGUGGACACUGUGACCGCCCUGGCCUCAUUGUCAGUGGGAAGAACUUCACUAGCAGCUGCUGGGAGCAACAGUGAGUCUCAAGAAGAGCCAAUGGAGGAAGAUGGACCUAUGAGUCUAUGACCCAAGGAUACCAGAAGCCCUUAUUUUGGCAGAUUGGUUUAAGCUGCUGCUCUUUCUUCAUACAGUGGUGCAGUUUGCUUUUUUUUUGUCUAUUUCCACCACCUGUAGUCAUCUAUUCCUACAUUGAAAGUGGAAUCAAUAUGGGAUUUUGCCUUAAAAACAUUUUCAAUAGUUGCCUGGGCAAAUGUGUUGUAUACAGAUGUCAUGUAAGACCAUGCACAAAGAAGACACCACUAAGCUUGACCAAAGAUAUCCCUCAGGUGAGAUGGUAGGAGUGACUGAUGGAGAAUACCAGUGACACUUCCAUCGUUGCCCAAAAACACAGUAACUUGAUAAAACCCAAGGGAAUGGACACAAAACACCUUAUUGCUAUUUGGAACUUGUGGUUAUUUUAUGGAUUUUUUUGAACACAUGGGUCAUUGCAUCCAACAAUUGAUUUAUGAAGCUCAGGACUGGUUGAACUUUCCAUGAUGAGCUGGAAAUGUAACUGUACUAAUAAAUGCCAAAUUUGCCAACUUUGUGAAUAUGUAUUACGUCUCUACAAGAACUGCAGUAAAAGACUUAUGAGGACCACUUGUCCACGGUGGACCAAUGUAUAAAGCAGACCCUUCAUGUAGACCAUUCACUGGAGAUCCAUGAUUUUCAACUUACAAAUAAAAUGUAACAGGACUUAUAAGUGCCUGGCACUGCUGGAAAUGAGAAGAUGCCAUUUUGUUUUCUAUAAUGUCCUGAUGACCACUAAUCCCUAUUGGAUGAAUGGAUUUUGUGUUGUUCAUUUGCACUAUGGAGAACCGCUCCUCACACCACACCACAAACAGGAUGAGAACAUUUUAAUAUAUAUCACCUUCUAAUGGGCUGUGUAGAAAUAGAAAUGGGAAUGGACAUUAUUUGCUGUAAAAUACGCUUAUCGAGACAAUAUGAUCAAACAUUGCAAUAUCAGUGGAAAUUUUUACCACGGGAAUCUUCAGAUAUUACAAUAAGUUGUGAGACAGUUUGUGUGUUGGUCCUUUUCUCCUAUGUGUCCACGUUAUAUAUGACCGAUCAGCAAUUGUUAAAAGACAAUUUUUUUCUUUCACAGACAAAAUUUGCGCUGUCCACAUAGAUGCACUUUUUUCAGACUCUUGUAUAUUGUUUGGUAUCUGCAGAAGGUUAAUGCCUUAUGGUGUGAAGCCGCCUAAGGACUCUAUAAGGCCCACGAAGGUUAAUUCCAGCUCAAUGAAAAUAAAACAAUUGUGUGUUAUAUAUUUAAUGUUGUAAACCGUGUAGAUUAUUAUGGCAAAACUCUGACACCUGGGGCAAUUUUUUUUGUCUGACCACAAAUCUUACCCACAAUGACUCACAAAAAUUUUGCCCCGCUGGCAUAGACAAAGAGUCAUCAUAUAGGUUCAGCUAAGAUACAAGUCCUGUUAAAAAUCUGGGGGAUUAGGGGGUAAGCAGCGGGAUUUACACCAAUACUGUGCUGUGAUGUUUCUCUUUUAUUCGCUGCCAGGUUUUUUUUUCUCUUUUGCGAGCUACAUUCACAAUACUUGUCAAUCUUAUAGGUCUAAAGAUCUUUGAAGUGAUUUCAGUGAAAAAAGAAAAAUAAUAAUCCGAACUUCUCCGUGGCCACACUUUAUACCCCUGUCAGGUGUGAUGACUUGCAAAGGCGUAAGCGGCUGUAUUGUAAAUCAAAGCAAACAGCUGGAUAAAUCCUCAAUUCACUGGGUCCUCCAAAUCAAAAACAAGUGUUUUUUUUUUUUUUGUCUCCCUCGGAUUCAAGGUUCACUUUCCUCUCCCUUCAUUCUCAUGUUUGUAGCCACAGAGUGAAUCAGCUCUGUAAUUCUCUAUAAUUUAUCAACGUGUCAAAAAAAGGAUGGCAUUGCAUUUUUUUUUUACUUCAAAAUUAUAGAGAUCGGGGGUGGGGGGGGGGGGAUGUGUUUUAUCUUUCAUUUUUACCAACAUCUGGUGUGGAUAAAGGAUUGUGUUUAAUCUUCAAUGUCUUGGAAUGCUUUGCCACAUAAAAAAAAAAGGUUUUACCCCUGUAAAUACAAAAAGAAUCCUGAGAUGUAAUAGAAUCCUGACAAUCCGCAAGUCACAGUGUCCUGUGAUUGUGAAUUAACCUUCUGCAAAAAGUGUAAAAAUUUGAGAUAUUCCUACUAUGUGGAUUUCUAUUGCCAUACAGCACAGAGAGUGCAUUUCUAUUGCAGAAUUUGUAUCAAAAUACUGCAACAAUAAACAGAAUAAUGCAAGUGAAU
Molecule: messenger RNA, 5684 nt
Organism: Hyla sarda
Lineage: Eukaryota; Metazoa; Chordata; Amphibia; Anura; Hylidae
Gene: HDAC7
Product: histone deacetylase 7
Exons: 27
Coding region: 724-3450 (908 amino acids)
Biological process (GO): negative regulation of transcription by RNA polymerase II; chromatin organization
Cellular component (GO): histone deacetylase complex
Molecular function (GO): histone deacetylase activity
Source: RefSeq, a predicted model, not a curated record